Rotaria sordida is the source of this 909-nucleotide messenger RNA. Lineage: Eukaryota; Metazoa; Rotifera; Eurotatoria; Philodinida; Philodinidae. The record is from the annotation of a GenBank genome assembly.
AUGAAAUCGGGUACGGUUUCCAAAAGUGAUGCAUUCUCAACCAAUGAUUCAACUAUGGUCUGUGGUGUAGUAGGAGCAGAGGACAAUACUAAAUGGGUUCGCGUAUGGGAAGAUAACUUCAAUUGGAACGGUAGAGUCGAUCCUCGUAAAUGGGACUUUGAUGUCGGUGGAAAUGGCUGGGGUAAAUAUAUUUUUUUUGUUCAAUUUGUAUCUUUUGUAUCAUGUAUAUACGUCACUAAUUUAGGCAACAAUGAGCAACAAUAUUACACAAAUAAUCGAUUGAAAAAUGCACGUUGUGAACGAUUUCCAGGCAGUACUAAUGGUCGUCUCAUUGUUGAGGCACGUCGGGAAAACAUGGCAAAUUAUCAGUUUACUUCGGCUCGUCUCAAGAGCAAGCGUAAAUGGAGAUAUGGCCGUUUGCAAAUUCGUGCCAAAUUACCUGAUGGUCGUGGUCUAUGGUCAGCUCUUUGGAUGUUGCCGAAAAAGCAAACAUAUGGUAAUACCUAUUGGCCAGAUAAUGGUGAAAUCGAUUUGAUGGAACAAGUUGGUUAUGAUCCAUUAAGUAUUCACUCAACUGUACACACACAAGCAUAUAAUCAUAUAAAAGGCAAUCAACCAACUAAUGCCAUAACUGUCAAUGAUGCUGUUUCAAAUUUUAAAAUUUAUACACUUGAUUGGAAUGUGAAUAAAAUUGAAAUGUUCGUUGGAGAUGAUAAAAAUCCAUUCGCUAAUCGUAUCUUAGUUUGGAAUAAACAAGGCAAUUGGACACAAUGGCCAUUUGAUAAACAAUUCUUUCUUAUUAUCAAUAUUGCUGUGGGUGGUACUUGGGGUGGUGCACAAGGUAUCGAUUGCAAUAUUUUUCCUCGUCGAAUGGAAGUCGAUUGGGUGCGUGUUUAUCAGCGAUGCUAA